Molecule: messenger RNA, 7761 nt
Organism: Pongo pygmaeus (Bornean orangutan)
Lineage: Eukaryota; Metazoa; Chordata; Mammalia; Primates; Hominidae
Product: golgin subfamily A member 6-like protein 9
Exons: 6
Coding region: 2635-3633 (332 amino acids)
Source: RefSeq, a predicted model, not a curated record
UUUCACUUAAUUUUUAUCCUGCCAAAUUUGAAAGCCUUUUAACUUAGUGAUUUUAGUGUAAACAGGAGCAGAAGAAAAUGUAAUUAUCUAAGUUUCGCACUGUCACCCAGGCUGGAGUGCAGUGCCGUAAUCAUAGCUACUGCAGCCUUGAACUUCUGGCCUCAAGCAAUUUUCCCACCUCAGCCUGCCAAGUAGCUAGGACUACAGCUGUGUGCCACCACACCCGGCUAAUUUUUAAAAAUUUUUGUGGAGAUGUGAACUGGCUGUGCUGCUCAGGCUAGUCUUGAACUCCUGACUUCAAGUAAUCCUCCCACCUUGGCUUGCCAAAGUGCUGGGAUUACAGGCGUGAGCUCCUGCUCCUGGCCGAGAGUUUAGUUUUGUUUGCUAGUGGGCUUCUUGGUAUCUUUUCAUAUUUGAGGCUUUGGACUAGUGCUGAAGUAUUACACUCACCAUCUAAGGUUUACAGGACUUUUAGUUUAAUAUUGAACAGAUGGAACUAUUUAGUUCUAUAUCUUUGCAGGUAUACAGAAUGUGCCUACCAGGAAUCUGCUUUAUAUCCAUUGAAAGCAAGAAAUAAUACAGUAAAACUUUGCCUGGCUAGAGGCUUUGAAAGAAUGGCGUAUUCUGGUUUAAGUCUAUUAACUUGGAAGUAUGAAGAUGAAAAAAAAUUCAAAACUUAAAUUUCCUGUUGAAUGCAAUUUGAAAAUAUAGCCAAUGAUUCCACUUUUCUACUCUAGUAAGGUUGGACAUUCUGAUCUACUUGGUGUUUUGUUAUAGAACUGCUAGUGUGCCUGAGUCUUACAUUGUGAAGAUACUUUUUUAAAACUUGAGAUGUAAGAGGAUGUAAAUGGUUUUGUAGGAGAUCAGGCUGGAUGAGAACGGACACUUGUAAACAUACUUUUUACACUAAAUCUCUGAUUGCCACUUGUUUUCUUAUGGAACUCAUAAAAAUAAAACACAUUGGAUGGAGGGUGCGAGUAGGAAGGAGGUUCAUGUCUUUUAAUUACAUGUCAUUUUUCAUAACAAGGCAGAACAUAUGGUAACCCUGGCUUUGGACCUACAGAAGGAAAUACAUUUUACUACCUGCUUUAUGCCAGAGGUUCUUGAACACCUGGAGGGAUUACUGCAGCACACAUUGCUGAACCCUACUCCAGAGUUUCUCAUUCACCAGGUCCAGGGUGGGGCCUGAGAAUUUGCACUUAUAAAAAGGUCUCAGGUGCUGCUGGUGCUGCUAGUCCAUAGACUACAUUUUGAGAACCACUCUUGUCUAUCAAGUGUAAAUUGUAGAACUCUAGAAAAAAGCUUAGUUUGGUCUGGGAUAAGAAGCACAGAGGUUAUGGAGAAAAUCAUGGAAGAUUCAACCCUUGAUCCCAGCCUAGUGUGGAUUUCAGGUAACAAGCAAUACACAGUGACAUAACACAAUUCUUGGUUUUCAUGAUUGCAAGGCAUAGCCAGGUAUCAAGUGAGAAAUUCAGUUUCAUUUGCAAGGCUUAGAGAGGCCAGGUGAUUCUAGAAAAAAUGGGCCUUGUAUUUGUUUUAAACCAGUAAAGAGCCAUAAGUGCUUAUUAAAUUGGAAGCUUUGUGUUCUUACUUAUUUUGUAUCUUAUUUUAUUUUAUUUCUUUUGAGAUGGAAUCUUGCUCUGUCGCCCAGGCUGGAGUGCAGUGGCAUGAGCUUGGCUCACUGCAACCUCCGUCUCCUGGGUUCAAGUGAUUGUCCUGCCUCAGCCUCCCAAAUAGCUGAGAUUACAGGCACCCACCACCAUGCCUGGCUAGUUUUUGUAUUUUUAGUAGAGACAGGGUUUCUUCAUGUUGGCCAGGCUGGUCUUGAACUCCUGACCUCAGGCGAUCCACCCACCUCGGCCUCCCAAAGUGAUGGCAUUACAGGUGUGAGCCACCGCACCCGGCCCAAAAGCUUUGUGUUUUUAAAGAUAUUAGACAUGUUUCUUGUUUUUAAAAGAAAUCUUAACAGUAAUGUAGGAGGAUAAGACAAACAUUUUUCCAAAAAAGAGAAAUCAUUGUGAUUAUUUUGUCUUAUUGGAAUGUCGGAUACUAUAGUCGGCUUCAUUAAUCAUCAAGCAUGCUAUGGAUUUUCCAUUUUUAUAGGAUCUAUAUCUCAGUUAAGGUAAUACUGGUAAUUCUUGUGCUCCAUUUGAAGAUGAAAAAUAUAGGCCAAAAUCAUAGACUUUGCAUAGAAGCUGGAUAAUGAAGACAGCUCUGGAGGAACACAUAGAUACACACACACAGAUGCACAUAUAUUUUUUAAAGUUUAGUUUUUACAGUUUUAAAGCUUUUAAAGCAAAAGCCAGCCCCUCCCUUCUCCCAGAGUGGGCGGCCCCUCCCCUCUCUCUGAGUGGGCGGGGACAGCGGUUGUAUGGGCAGCUUUCCUUAUGACACCACAGGUCCCUUUGGACAUGCUGCUGCCUGGCCACGCCUCCUUUCCCUUUCAUCUUUCCCACUGACCAAUGGAUUUGGAGCAUUAAGGCCAUGCCCCUAUUCUGCGUUCUAGUGGGGCCCUGGUUACGCCUCCUGUGGCUGAGUCGCACAGCUGCCUGGUAGGUGACUGGAGGCAUUCAGCAGUGCUCACUGGGAUUUCGCUGAUGGUGGCCCCAAGCCCGCCUCCCUCCCCACCCCGCAAUGUCACAAAAAACACAACAGGGGAAAUUGGUCGCAGCCGAGAAAAAGUUAAAAGAAUAUUGGCACAGGAAGAGCCCUGGCAUUCCAGCAGGAGCUAACAGGAAAAAGAAAAUCAAUGGCAGUAGCCCUGACACAGCCACUUCUGGUGGUUACCACUCACCUGGGGAUAGCCACUACCAAGAACUAGCAGUAGCCCUGGAUUCAAGCUCCGCAAUAAUCAGUCAACUCAGUGAAAACAUCAGUUCACUGCUUCGCACAUUGAAGGAGGAGAUGAAGCAUGAGAUACAUCAGGUACAGAAGCUUGGGAGGAGCUUGUUCAAACUCAAAAACCAGAAAGCUGAACCCCUGGCCCCAGAGCCCCCAGCAGGGCCCUCUGAGGUGGAGCAGGUACAAGAUGAGACCAACCACCUAAGGAAGGAGCUGGAGAGUGUGGGAAGACAGCUCCAGGCUGAGGUGGAAAACAAUCAGAUGUUGAGUCUCCUGAACAGGAGACAGGAGGAGAGGCUACGUGAACAGGAGAAGAGGCUAUGUGAGCAGGAGAAGCUGCCAGGGCAGGAGAGGCUGCUGGAAGAGGUGGAGAAGCUGUUAGAACAGGAGAGGCGGCAGGAGGAGCAGGAGAGGCUACUGGAGAGGGAGAGGCUGCUGGACGAGGUGGAGGAGCUGCUGGAACAGGAGAGGCUUCGGGAGCAGGAUGAGAGGCUGUGGCAGCAGGAGACUCUGCGGGAGCUGGAGAGGCUGCGGGAGCUGGAGAGGAUGCUGGAGCUGGGGUGGGAAGCCCUCUAUGAGCAGCAGGCCGAGCCACGCAGUGGCUUUGAGGAGCUGAACAACGAGAACAAGAGCACACUGCAGUUGGAGCAACAAGUAAAGGAGCUGAAGAAGCUGGGUGAGCUGAAAGAGACGGUAACCUCCGACCCAUCCAAGAAGAUCUGGGAGGCAGACACCAGCCUCUGGGGAGGGGAGGUGCCAGGCCAGAGGCAGCUGCAGCCUGGGGACAGGUGACCCCAGCACCCUCCAGGGCAGUCCUAUGACUGUCUCUUGCUUCCUGCCCUCUGACUUUCAGAGGUGGGUAGCCCUGGGCUCCUCCCAGGUCUGGACAUCAUCAUCCCAGCUAGAGGCAUGGAGGCCCCCCAAUCACAAGAGGAAGAGACAGUGGUAUAAGAGGUUCCUUAUGUCGGGUGUGGUGGCUCACGCCUGUAAUCCCAGCACUUUGGGAGGCUGAAGCAGGAGAAUCUCUUGAGGUCAGGAGUUUGAGACCAGCGUGGCCAACAUGGCAAAACCUCAUAUCUACUAAAAUUAAAAAAAAAAAAUAAGCCGGGUCUGGUGGUGCAUGCCUGUAGUCCCAGCUACUCAGGAGGCUGAGACACGAGAAUCACUUGAGCCCGGGAGGUGAAGGUUGCAGUGAGCUGAGAUUGCACCACUGCACUCCAGCCUGGGACACAGAGUGACACUGUCUCAAAACAAAACAAAACAGAAAAAAAAGACUCCUUAGAUUCAAACUGGAUUCCAGCCUCGGUUCCACUGGUCACCAUUCAACUACUGUUCAUCUCUAAGUCUCUGUUUCUUUAACUUCAAAAGGAAGUUAGCCUUUUCCUUGCAGAGGUGCUGAGGAUUAAAUGAGAUGAUACGUGGAAACAUUAGGCAUGUAGCACACUUAGCAGUUGGUGGUUGGCUCCCCCUGCUUUUCCACCAGUCUGUGGCCUACAGUUUAAAUGCUGGGAAAAAGGAUGUGAGAUUUGAGGCUGGGGAAGGAGGCAUGGGAUUCUAGGCAAGGGAGGCAGAGUCUCUUAGGGCUGGAGCGAGGGGCCAGGGACCUGGGCAGGCCACAGAGCCCCACAGUGCCCUAGCUACCCUAUUAAUGGGCCAGGAAUCUGGAAGCCAGCCACCACAUGCCCUCAUGCCCAGGGUCUUCCGGCAGGUGGAGCUGAAGAGCCAAGAGGCUCCGAGUCUGCAGCAGCAGCCAGACCAGUACCUGUGUAGGGCUCUAGGAGCCCCGAUCCCACAGGAGCUUGGGUGUGCGGACAAGCAGGGUGGUGAGUAGAGCCCUCAGCCGGGAUGGACAGACAGGAGCAGGGGAGGCUCGCACUGUGCUCAGAUUCACACCUCCCCUCCCUCUCUCUGAAGAUCUUUGUGAGGUGAGCCUCACUGAUAGCGUGGAGGCUGCACCAGGAGAGGACAGGGAGGGUUCUCCCCAUGACAACCCCACUGCGCAGCAGAUCCAGCAGCUGCUUCCUCUAACGCAGGACUCCCCAGGAGCACCCAGGCUUGGGUGGAGAAGCUGUUGGUACAGGAGAGGCGGCACGAGGAGCAGGAGAGGCUGCAUGACAUUCUUUUCGGGCUGCCGAGAACAGGGAGAUAAACAUCACCAUCAUCUAAGAGCUGGUCAAGAAAUUAAAAAAAAAAAAAAAAAGUUAAGGGGUUAAUCUCCCACACAAUUCAUUUACUUCAUUUGAAUGUUAGAGCCACUUAUGUUUAUUUGUGUUUCUAAUUUAUAGUUUAAAUUUAUUUGUGUUUGUAAUUUAUAGUUUAAAUUUGUUUGUGUUUCUAAUUUAUAGUUUAAAUGUAUUUGUGUUUCUAAUUCAUAGUUUAAAUUUAUUUGUAAAAAGUUAAAGGAGAGUGAGUCUUUCCCUCAUGUUCACUCUGGCAUCCUUUAGAAUUUUUUUUUAAUUUGAUAAUUAUAGGACGUUAGCAUGCAUAUCGAGUUUGCCCUUAUGUGGUGGGAGUUCAAACACACAAAGACCCACUAUAUGCACACAACUGUGCUUGCUGGUUUGGGAUAGGCUGCCAUGCUUUUUUAAUGUUAGUGCAGCAUGUAUAUUCAUUACGGAAUUGAGAUAAAAUUUGCUUAUGUUCUGCUGUUAUGUUUGAUCGAAUCCUAAUCACAGUGAGCUCUUCAUUAGCUCAAUAUGUGGUUUGCCCUCAAGUGCGCAGUCUAUUAAUUUGUAAUAUGCCACUGUGAGUACUGACAUUUACAGUUGUUUAAAGGCGGAGCACUGGAAACAGCCUUUCCCCCUUUUUCUGUGUAUUGGGGAUGGGAGUAAUAACAUUUUGGGGAGCUUUUUAAAUCCCCCAGAAGAGGAAAGUGGCCUGUUCUGGCAGGUGUGUGCAGGAUAGAAUAUGUUUCAUUUGUUCCGGUGCCAAGAAUGAGCACUGUACUAUGGUAGUUCCCUUAGGAUUUGUAUGUGCUCUGGGCUCAUGAAGAUAUUGCCUCAUGAGCUGUGGCAGUUGUACUCUUGUUUGAUGACCUAAAAAGGGAUUAUUUCUGAGGAAUGAAAGGCUCCCAUCAUGACUGUGGAUGUGGAAAACCUUUUCUAGCUAGAGCAUUUAUAUCUACAAUACAUUUUAAAGUCAGAGUUCAUGUUCCCUGUUUUAAUCACAUGACUACAUGUCCCAGUACACAAAAGGGCACUGGUUGGCAUUCUUCUUAAUGUAUUUAGUAAAGAUCAGAAGAAAUCCUUUAAGAGUUUACAUGUCCCUUGAACAGGCAUAUACAGGCUCUAGUCAAGAAUGAAUCCGAGUGAAGGAAAGCUGUGUCACACCCGGCAUUCCUCUAUGUUCAUGGAGCUUAUUUGAGGCUAGAAGAUGGAUUUUACCAUCUAGACCUCUCUGGCUAAUACCUAGUCUUCAAGCAUCUGACAUAGGAAUUUACUUCUUUUCCUUGAAUGGAAAAGACUUUAAAAAUAAUAACAAACAUUAUUAUAAACUAAUAUAUGUGAGAGUACUUAGUUGAAACAAAAAGGAGUUUUAGUAGACAGUAUUAUACUACAUUUGAAAAUCAAGGAGAAGUUUAUUCAACUCAAAAUGUUUACAAACUGCAGCGCAAUCUACUGUUUGUGAAUGUGUCAUGAGGAAAGUGUCUAUACAAUCACAGAGUUAUAUUUCCUCACAAAGUUCUUUCCGAAGAGUGAAAUAUGUUUUAAUACCUCUCAGUUUCAGUUAGAGGCAUAUUUUGUGUAAUAUUUAUGGCUUAAAAUGGACUAAAGGUCCUGUUCUUGCCUUUUCUGAACUUGCCGCUUUUGCAUUCUUUGAGUUCAGUGUAAAGACAGUUACUUUAAGUCCAUUUUAAGCCCUCAGGCUAGAAAUCGUACCACUGUUAAUUAGCCACAUUUUUUGGUCUAACAGUUUUUCUUUAUCAUUCUGAAACUGAGUUUAUCUAAUACAUUGAUAAAUUAUUUCAAAGGUAUUUUUAUAGUUCAAGUCGCUUCACUUUUACUCUGACACAUAUAAAUGACUAGGAAUGACCUUCAGAUAGCAUUUAGCAUCUGUAAUCAAUCUGACAAUAAUGUGUUCAUCAGGUACCUGUGGAUUAAAUCACAUACUGGCAUAUUUCAGCUGCAUGUCAAUCUGAAAAAUAAAUGUACUAUAUUAAUUCAAAUACCACUCUUUGUGUAGGUGUUUUGUCAUAUGUUUAAGAAAAAGCUAAAGAGAAUGGAAAUCCUAUGACAAUAACUUAAGUCUUUCUUCAAAGUGCAUGCAGUCUUUUGCAGUACCUCAUUCAGCCAAGUAUUUGUUCUCUUCCUCAUUUAACAUAAGGCAGCUUUCAGUUUGCUUAGAAGGCAACAUUAGAAGGUUAGAGUUCAGCAGAAACAUAGAAUUUUAAAAUAUGACUUCAACUAAAUAAAUUUGAAUUUCUCUAGGGAGUAAAGAAUCAAAACACCUAUUUAAAGACUGCAAUAUGUGAUAAUUAGUUUUAAAGUAAUUGAUUAAACCUGAUAGGUUUUCCCGAAAUGAAAAACAGUUCUAAAACCAAAGCUGAUUUUUAGAAAAUGUGAAAAUGUAAGUCAACCCUAUCCAUAAUAGAUUCUCUAAAACUUUAUCUUACAGUCACUUUCAAAUAACUAUUCAAAAAUGUAACUGCUAUAUUAGUGACUUAAAAUAAUUUAAAACAUUUUAAAAUAUGAAUACUGUAGUUUAAAACAAAGAAUCUAGGGGAAGGAAAAGUAGACAAAGAAAUGCCAAUUCCAGUCCAAAGUUUUAUUUGCCAAGUUUUCUUAGAAUAACUUUUACUGAUUUAUGAAUUCUUAUACACAGAAUGUAUAAUGGAAAUAUUGAUUUUUGUCUAAAGUGGCAUUAUUGACUGCUUCUGUGAUGCUACUGUAAUGUAAUAAAUUAUUAAAUUGUUUCAAGGUG